AUGAUACCCUACGCCCAAGCUCUCCAAAUCCUCACCACGCAAGCAACGCACCACCACCUCCACGCCACUCUCCUCCCCAUCUCGAAAACCCUCCACCGCAUCUCAAAACACACCCAUGUCUCUCCCACCGCAACACCGAGAUUCAACACCUCCCUCGUGGACGGAUACGCGCUCAACUCAGCGGCGACAUUAACCGCCUCGUCGGAAGCACCACUGGCGCUUCGCGUGGUGGAUUCCGUUGCCGCGGGUGAGGAGCCGGUUAGGGUUUCUGGUGCUCCAGGUGAGCGUGGGAUCUAUCCGUGUGUGGAGGUUAUGAGGGGCGCAAAAGUGCCGCUUGUCGAUGAAGCUGAUGCUGAGAUGGGGUUUGAUUUUGAUUGUGUUGUGCGCAUUGAGGAUACAAGAGUUGUUGAGACUGGCGCCGGGGCAUCACGGUACAUCCAGGUAAUGAAAUGGGCGCGGUCAGGACAGAAUAUCCAAAUUGCCGGCACGGAUUUCCAGGCUGGCGAUGAGAUCCUUCGCGACAAUGAGGUCGUGCGAUCUUCUCAUAUCAUGGCGUUGUCGUCUGUCGGGAUCAGCGAGAUAUCCGUCCUGCGCAAGCCGCGUGUAGCGGUUUUUUCCACAGGAAGGGAACUACUGCUAGAUACUCCGGUCACGGCGUCAUCUUCAAGAGAUCACGACAGAAGUACGGUUACUAGCAAUAAUAGAAUCCCCGACGUCAACGGACCGUACCUGACGUCCGUGUUGGAGGAAUGGGGAGCCGAAGUGGACUUCCUGGGUGCCGUUGACGACGAUGCACUCACCAUCUCACAUCUGAUCAAAACCCAUCUCACACACCAUCGGUACGAUCUGGUUCUGGCCACCGGCGGCGUUGACUGGGUGCGGACGGCAGUCGAGAAACACCUAGGUGGGAAUGUAUUGUUUCAUGGUCCUGCCAUGGAACCGGGUCGUCCAGCUUUCUUCGCGAUGCUCUCUCGGGUUGAUAUUGACAUACACGCGCCGGUGGAAGAGAUCGAACAAGACGAUGAUGACAUUGCCGGGUUGUCUUCACGGAAUACCGGUAAUACAGCAUUCUUCGGUCUCCCCGGAAACCCCGUCGAUAGCGCAGUCUGUUUUCGGUUUCUGGUCUUACCCUAUCUCAGACGCUUGCAGGGCCAGGAACUGGAACUGACUCGCAGUAGGGAACAUUGUGAGGCGACUAUUAGGACUCCUGGCUGGCGGGAGGGUAUAGGGAGAGAGGUCUUGCCGGAUCGUAAUCGGGUUCUGGAGAGUUUUCCACCGGAGACAGAUGUGUUUCGGGCGGGCAUUUUGCUCAAUGAGGCUGGACACGGGGCGGAAGUAUGUCUGGUUGAGGAUAAUUAUGGUUCUAGGAGGAUAAAGCCGUUGCUCAAUGCGAAUUGCUGGAUUCAUCUGCCUCCUGAGAAGACGGAGGUGAGGGAGGGGGAUGCUGUCAAGGUUAUCCUGUCUGACUCUUGCAAGUGA
Molecule: messenger RNA, 1479 nt
Organism: Monascus purpureus
Lineage: Eukaryota; Fungi; Ascomycota; Eurotiomycetes; Eurotiales; Aspergillaceae
Source: the annotation of a GenBank genome assembly